Molecule: messenger RNA, 6807 nt
Organism: Xenopus tropicalis (tropical clawed frog)
Lineage: Eukaryota; Metazoa; Chordata; Amphibia; Anura; Pipidae
Gene: prdm2
Product: PR domain containing 2, with ZNF domain
Exons: 10
Coding region: 771-5345 (1524 amino acids)
Biological process (GO): chromatin remodeling
Cellular component (GO): nucleus
Molecular function (GO): histone methyltransferase activity
Source: RefSeq, a predicted model, not a curated record
CACAAUAGGCAAGCGGUGGCACAAGCAGCCCGGAGUAAGGAAUCACGCCCCCAAGGCGAGCUGGCUGCGUUAUCUGUCAGCUUUCAGUCACGAACAAAGCGCCCUGCGCCUAACACACCCGCUCGCCCAUUUAUAUAGGAACGUCUAGUGGAUUCAUUUCUAUAUAGGAAGGAAAACUUAGAACAGCUUCGCUACUUGUAGUGGCCGCGUCUCCCCACAGUAAAGAGACGCGGGGCUCUUUAAGACUAGUCUCGGCUGGUGCUGAAGCUGAGCAUGCUGGGAGUGCUACUCAGUCCCGGGGCCUGUGCUGGGAGCUUACACUCGGGGUAGAUUGCUCGCUGUGUGACAGUGUCAGUGGGACUCGGAUCCAGAGCAGGACUCAUGUAAUCUUCAAGGUUUGUGUGUGUCACUUUCUGGAAAACAUCAAAAGUUCAGAAUGAACGAGGAUUCAGUAAGAUCUGCAGAAGCACUUGAGACAUUGACUGAAGUGCCUGAGCACAUACAUAGGGGGCUUCCUGAAGAACUGAGUCUUUCCCCCUCUGCCGUGGACAGUAGGAGACUUGGUGUCUGGGCUAGAAGGCAAGUUCAAAGGGGCAAGAAAUUUGGACCAUUUCUUGGUGAAAAAAAGAAGCGCUCUCAAGUAAAGAACAAUGUAUAUAUGUGGGAGGUGUCUCUAAUCACUUUGUGUAUUUUUCCAUGAUACUUUUUGGUGAAGUGGUGUGCAGUGGGUGUUCUCUUUGGUGGAGGUAUACUACCCAAACCUUGGAUGGAUGUGUAUCGAUGCUACUGAUCCUCACAAGGGCAACUGGUUGCGAUAUGUGAACUGGGCUCGCUCUGCAAAGGAACAGAAUUUGUGCCCUCUAGAAAUCAAUAGGGCUAUAUACUACAAGACUCUUAAGCCAAUUGAGCCAGGAGAAGAGCUUUUAGUGUGGUACAAUGGGGAAGACAACCCAGAUAUAGCAGCUGCUAUUGAGGAAGAGAGAAGUGCCAGCCACCGAAGCAAGAGGAACUCGCCGAAAUCCAGGAGGGGCAGAAGGAAAACACUCAAUGGUAAAAAGAAGAUCAACUUAGAAAAGCAAGAAGAGAAGAGUGUUAGUGAUCUCAUUUCUGCCAAAAUGAAGGAUUCACCAGGCAUUCCCAAUGAAGAGGAUGUAAAGCCUCUGGGUUCCCCUAUUCUUUCUCUUGAGCAGACUGCUGUGAUCCAAGAAAUGGUAAACCAGAAUGUCCUUCCAGAGCACGUCUCCAUUUCUACCCAUGAGGUUAAUAUUACAGAAGAAGAAAGUGCUUUAACUGAACAGAUGGAUUUUGAUGACUUGCACAAAGACAGUUCUGAGUCAGUGAAUCAGGAGGAGGAAAAUGGUGAAAUGUUCGAAGAAAUUAAAAGUACAUCUGAUGAAACUCCAGAGGGCUCCCCUAAAAAGAAACUAACUGCUAAAAUCUCGAAACCUAAAGUUGAUGUCAAUGGGGAAUUAACAGAAGGUUUUAUGUAUCCAUGCCAACACUGUGAGAGAAAAUUCACAACUAAACAAGGUCUUGAGCGUCAUAUGCAUAUACAUGUUUCGACUGUUAAUCAUGCGUUUAAAUGCAGAUACUGUGGGAAAGCAUUUGGUACUCAGAUAAAUCGUAGGAGACAUGAGCGGCGCCAUGAAGCUGGACCAAAAAGAAAAACUUUAAUUGUAUCCACAUCCAGUGAAUUUGGUCAGAAGCACAUCAUUGAUUCCCUUAAUGCGACUGAGGAAAAUAACAGUCCUAGAAUCCAUUGUAAAACAAAUGAAUCUGAUAGGGAAAUGUCUUUUCUUUCAGACGAAAAUUGUGAAUCCAGAGAAAUGCAUCCCUGUAAAUACUGUAAGAAAAUAUUUGGAACACAUACAAACAUGCGUCGGCAUCAGCGCAGGGUUCAUGAGCGUCAUCUUAUUCCUAAGGGUGUAAGGCGAAAAGGAAGUCUGCUAGAAGACCCACAGUUACAGACUGAGCAGACACCACCAGCUGAAAAUAUAUAUGUUGCAAAUACAGAAAUUGAGGAAGAUGGGGAAGCUGAUGAUGUGUACAUUAUGGAUAUCUCAAACAAUAUAUCAGAAAACCUUACUUACUAUAUUGAUGGCAGAAUACAGUCAAACAGUACCGGUAGCAGUUGUGAUGUGAUAGAAGUGGAAACUAACUCAGCAGAUGUUCUGGGGCUUAAUUGUUUACUUACACCUAUUAAGGUGGAAGUUUCUCAAAAUAUCAAACCGCUACAGUCAGUCAGUGUGCCAGAUAAUGCACUUAAUGACUCUCCUUGCUGUGGAAAUAAGGAACCAAAAAAGAGAAGAACUAUAAGCCCUCCUCUUUUAACAAAAAUAAAGACUGAAGUUGAACUUGAGCCAAUAACACCUUCUUGUUCUAUCAGUAUCCCACUAAGUGUAUCUGUGAGUGAUAACCUAUCAUUUCAAAAAGAAAAAAAUGUCUAUUUGUCUUCAAAGCUGAAACAGCUUCUUCAAAUGCAAGACAGCAAUAAGUCUCAGGUUAGUCCCUCAUUGGUGUCAGAGGUUCCUAAAUCAGGAGCAGCUGUUUCCUCUUUGUCAACAGUGUCCAACAGGUUUAAAAGGCGUACAGCUUCUCCUCCCAAUUCUCCCCAACACAGUCCAGGAUCUAAAGAAUUUGUGAAACAAGUAGAUGGGAAAACAGCAUGGACUGAAGUAUUAGGCCCAAAAGUGCCAAAAUUUGAAAGCCUUGACAGCUCUCCUGCCUGGAGUUUAUCUGGCAAAGAGGAGAGAGACAGUACUAGUCCACUGUGUUCCGAAGAAUUAAAAUUGUCUAAAGACUGGGUGUCAAAUUCAGCAUUUGGUAGCUCUUUCUUCCAGCAACCAUUGGAUUUAUCUAGUGGAGUAAAACAAAAAUCAGAAAGCCGCAGCCAGUCACAAGUUACUUGGGAAUCUGUACUUGAUCUUAGUGUAAAUAGAAAGGCCGGUAGUGAUUCUGACACAAAGGAAUUCAAAGGGAGUAACUUGUGCAUUGGUAUUAAAAAGAAAAAACCCACCACGUGCAUGCUGAAAAAGGUCCUAUUAAAUGAAUAUGAUGCAAUAGAAAUUACAGGGGAAAAUAAUCCGCAGUCAGAAAGCAAUCUGCACCUCUGUAAAUCUGAAGAUCAGAGACUAGUGUUGGACUUUGGUACUAGUUCAAGUGGUGAAGAAAUAUCUCUUCCUCCUGAUGAUCCUUCACCUCCCCCAGCAGAGAACACACAUGUUGCUGUUAGUCACUCGCCACCCAUUCUCACUUCAUCAGAGGGGCAUCUUAGUCCUACUCCUCCUUCAUUUUUGACAGAUGCAACAUCGCCACCAUCCCUUUUAACCACCACUCUUCCUUCACUCCCAGAUUCUUUAUGCAGUGUGCCCCCUACGCCAUCUUGUCCAUCAUCCAUCUCCGCUAGUACACAGUCACCACUGCCUGUUCUUUCACCUACUGCAUCACCUUCCCCACCCCCUUCUCCUACUGAUGAUCCCUCAGUCUCUGCUUCACCUGGUCCUCCAACCCUCUCAUCUUCAUCUCCCACUUCAUCAUCUUCAUCCUCCUCCUCAUCCUGUUCAUCUCCUCCCCCUUUGUCUGUAGCUUCAUAUGUUGUGUCACCUUCUAUAAAUUCGGAAUCUUCUGCAGUUGUAUUUAUUAAACAAGAGAAGAUUGAGGAAGAGGUGACACAGAUGAAGGAAAAGCAAUCCUUUAAUGAGAGUUUUAAUAAAAGUUUUGUCUGCAAUGUUUGCGAAUCACCCUUUGUCUCUAUUAAAGACCUCGCCAAACAUAUUUUUGUGCAUGCUGAAGACUGGCCCUUCAAAUGUGAAUUUUGUGUACAGCUUUUUAAAGAUGUGCCAAAUCUGUCCGAACACCGUCUUUUGCUACAUGGCGUUGGAAAGAUUUUCGUUUGUUCUUUAUGCAAAAAGGAAUUUGCCUUCCUUUGUAACUUGCAGCAGCAUCAACAAGAUUUGCAUGCAGAUAAAGAGUACAGCCAUCAAGAACUGGAAAGUGGAGCUCUAAGACCACAAAACUAUACAGAUCCCAGUAAGGCAAAUGCAGUUCACAGUGAGAGCUUGGACAAUGAUCCCAUGACUCCAAAUCUGGACGAUGAUGGGGAUUUAAAUGAUUCAUCUGAAGAACUAUAUACAACCAUAAAAAUCAUGGCAUCAGGUGAAAAAACAAAAGAUCAUGAUAUUCGAAUGGGUCUUAACCAGAACUACCCUAGCUUUAAGCCUCCACCUUUUCAGUACCACAACAAAAAUCCAAUGGGUAUUGGAGCAACUGCAACUAAUUUCACUACUCACAAUAUUCCACAAACUUUUACUACUGCUAUUCGUUGCACUAAAUGUGGAAAAGGCGUUGACAACAUGCCGGAAUUGCACAAACAUAUAUUAGUAUGCGCUUCUGCAAGUGACAAAAAGAGAUACACCCCUAAAAAGAAUCCAAUUCCUCUGAGACAGACUGUGCAGCCUAAAAAUGGGGUUGUCAUUUUAGAGGCCUCUGCUAAAAAUUCAUUUCGCCAUAUGGGACAACCUAAAAAGCUUAAUUUUACCAUUGAGAUUGGUAAAUUAUCUUCAAACAAGCUCAAACUAAGUGCUUUUAAAAAGAAAAAUCAGCUUGUCCAUAAAGCAAUAUUGCAGAAAAAUAAGGCUGCUAAACAAAAGACAGGUUUUAAAGCAAAUAUGGCAACAGAUCCGGAGUCUCACGUUUGCCCUUAUUGUAACAGAGAGUUUACGUAUAUCAGAAGUUUAAAUAAGCAUGCGUCAUUUAGCUGUCCAAAGAAGCCAGCCUCCCCUACUUCAAAAAAACACGUUUCUAAGUCAUCAAAGAAAGCACGUUCCACUUUUUCUUCCUCUACCAAGAAACACAAAGUCAGCAGCACACGGAGAACAGCAGAUGCAGAGAUUAAAAUGCAAAGCACAGAGACAAAUUUAGGAAAAACUAGAGCAAGGAGCUUAGGACCUACACCAGUUCAAUUACCUUCUCUGCCUAACAAGCCCAAACAAAGUCUGAAAUAUGCACCUCAGGUUAAAUCCAAAAAACAGAAUGUUAUAAGGAACUCUAGUCCCAUGAGAACAGCCAAAAAUCAUGCUCCUCAUGAGGGAAAGAAAGCAAAAAAAGCAGCACUGAAUAAUUUGACAUCAUCCAUUGGCAAAGCACCAAAAAAACUUCAUGUCCGAGUCCAGAAGAGUAAACUGCAAAAUAAAUCCAUAGCAAAAAAGAAACAGUCUGACAAAUUGUAUGCUAAAUCAAGGAAAAGAAUUGGUGGACCUAUCACAAGAAGCUCCCAGCAGACUGCAGACCCAGUGGAUAAGAGAGAAGACACACAGGGAAAGCCAGAUUCUAGGAACUUUCCUUAAUAUAUGAAUCCGUGUAUUUUCAUCUGUUGCGUAUUGAAGUUCAAGCACUACAAGAACAAACAAGAAACUGCAAAUCAAUCUGCAACUGACAGACACUCAACCUUUGCAGUCAUUUUACCACAAACUUGUAAAAGUUCUUAAAAAAAAAUUGAAUGUCAUCUGGCAUUGUGGAAUCAAGGCUGUUCAUUCCAAAUGGAUUCUGAAAUGUUCACUGAAAUUUGUUACCGUGAGUGUAACAUUAAAUGCAAAUAACACUGCAGCAUAUGAGUAAAAUGUGAAUUGUGUCCUUUGUAAAUGUUUGUUUGCAUAUUUUGGCAAUUCAGGGUUUGAAAAAGAAAUAUUGCUUUUACACAAUGAAGUAAGUAAUGCACCAAAUCAGGACAAACAUUUUACUGCAACCUGCACUUACACCCAUAAUGCAGAAUAACCAUUAGAAAUUUCUAGCUGAGCUUUCCAGCAGUAGUAGGCAGACACAGCAAUUACAGUUUAGGUUUUUUACAACUGUUUUUACCAGGUCUUGGGUAUUUUUUUUUUUAACUGUCUUGCUCAGAAUUGAAGAUAUUUUGCUGAUACCAUGAAAGUUUUACUUCAAAACCCCCUUUCAUAGGUAAGGCCCCCCCCCCUCCCCCCCACAUUUGGUAAAAGCAUUUAGGUCCUGGAAUUGAGUUUGCUUACAUAUUGCACACCUAGUACUGUCGUUUAGGGAAAAGUUUGACUUUUUACAAAUAUUUCUACUCCUUUAUUUGCCCGUACGCAAUGCUACAAUAUGCCUGGGUUAGCAACGCAUGGAUAGCUGCCUUUAUUUAUCCCUUUUAUUUGUUACCAGUUUAAAGAGUAAAUCUACCUCCUAGACUGUAGUUCAACACUUGUUUGGUGAAUAUGUGCCACUUUAUUGCUUUCACUAUCAUUCCCAUUUUGUUACAUUUCUCUAACGGGGACUUUUAUGUUCAGAACGUGUAUAAAGCAUUUGUAGUAAGUAAAAUUGAAAAAAAAAAGAAUAAAAUAUUUAAAGUUUAUUUAAAUUGUUUUGGACACGUCAGUUGAGUAUUAUGUGAUUUAUUUGUCUAGCAACUCAGCUAUAUUUUCGGGGGUGUACUGUUCUGGAGUUUGCUAUUGUGUUUUUUUUUUUUUAUGUUUUUGUUUAGUUGGCAAGUGAUUUUGAAAAAUAUAUACUAUUGGAAUAAUUACAGUUUGCAUAUUUGACAUAAAACAAGCUUGUCACUGCUUUUAAACCUUUCAACACUGACAAAUAUAUUUUACGUACACAAGUAUACAACUGAGAUGUGGUUUAUGCUAUUUUUAUUCUGGCAUGAAAUCUUGUGAUUGUCAGAUGUGUUUUAAAAUAAGAUGAAUUAAAAAAAAAAAAAAAAAAAGACUUUUAUGCUGUUUCAAGCACUUAAGAAUGGGGCUACCGUGAUACCUUUUAUAUACUUGUAAUCAAUAAAAAGACUUUAAUAAGCCA